AUGGCCAACACUCUUGCUCCGUUGGCAACCGCCGCGAUUGACUACCAAGACAGCCCUCCCGUCAAACCGCCUCCCACUUCCUUUACUUGCCCCGAGAGACAUGAUUCCGCUGGCGCCCAUUCGCAGCUUGACUCGGAUUCCACACUCUACGAGGUACCGCACCACCAGAAAUACUCAAAGGAGAGGCACUCGGACGCCAUACUCGACGAGAAUAUCAAGUUUCAGCGACCAGUCUUAGCUGCUCGUAAGUUUGAGACCGAGAUAUCGCAUCCCGUCGCGCAAAGGCCUCCUGCUCCCCUCAGACAGCAUCGUUCUGCCGUAAACGAGCGAGUUGCUCGAGCCUCUGAGGACGCUGCAGUCUUCAGUGAAUCUGAUGGAUGGUCUUCUUCGGAUGAUGAAGUGCUCACUGAAAUACAGCGUUCACGGACUGCUCCAGGCGACAGUGCUCUCGCAAAGUCUCAUCUCAAUCGUUCCCGUAUAACACCAAGGCGUUCAAACCUUAAAGUUGGCAAUGAAUUCUUCCAGUCGAGAGGACGAAUUGCAAAAGAUGGCAGACUGAAUAUCUCCGUAAGUGAAAAGGCAGAGACUGGGUACCUUGCCAAAGCCCUGGGAGCCACAAUCAAGCGCCAACUGGGUACUCACCAUGCCCAAGAUAUCGAGAAUGCGGAACAGGCAAAAUGGGACUUCCUGCACGCAAAGCCUCAGAUACCGCCGCUCAACAUUGUAAUCAUGGUUAUUGGCAGUCGUGGUGACAUACAGCCCUUUCUUAGAAUCGGCAAGAUCCUGCAAGACAAGUACAACCACAGAGUCAGAAUUGCCUCUCAUCCGGCGUUCAAGAAGUUUGUCGAAGAGGAAGUUGGACUAGAAUUCUUUUCUGUUGGCGGAGAUCCUGCAGAGUUGAUGGCUUUCAUGGUCAAGAAUCCUGGUUUGAUACCGUCAUUCGAAACAGUCAAGACUGGAGAAGUCGGCCGGCGAAGAGAGUCCAUGUACCAGAUGUUCCAAGGCUUCUGGAGAGCUUGCAUCAAUGCCACUGACGACGAGACGGACACCGCCAACUUGAAGAUGAUGGGAAGCAAGCCUCCAUUUGUGGCCGAUGCAAUCAUUGCUAACCCGCCCUCGUUUGCUCACUAUCACUGUGCUGAGAGGCUCAGUAUCCCCCUACAUCUGGUAUUCACGUUUCCAUACUCUCCUACUCAGGCUUUUCCGCAUCCACUGGCCAAUAUCAAAUCUACCAAUGUUGACCAGCGCUAUGUCAAUUACAUGUCAUAUCCUCUGGUCGAUCUGAUGACCUGGCAGGGCUUGGGAGAUCUUGUCAAUCGGUUUCGAGUGAAGACUCUAGGCUUGGACCCCGUCUCCACGUUAUGGGCGCCUGGUCAGUUAUCUCGACUCAAGGUGCCGAUGACGUACCUUUGGAGUCCCAAACUCGUCCCUAAACCUGCAGAUUGGGGACCAGAAAUCGACAUUGCUGGUUAUGUUUUCCUGGACCUUGCUUCGUCCUACAAGCCACCUAGUGACUUGGCUCACUUUCUCGAUCGGUCAGGAGAAGAUAAGCGACCCAUAAUCUACAUCGGUUUUGGGUCGAUAUCUGGAAUCGACGACCCGACAGCUUUCUGUCAGAUGAUAUUCGAUGCGGUAGCAAAAGCAAACGUUCGCGCAAUCAUUAGUCGUGGCUGGGGUGGUAUGGGUGAUGGUUUGGAAAAACCAGACGGAAUCUUCCUACUGGAUAACGUACCACACGACUGGCUUUUUCCCAGAGUCGACGCAGUGGUUCAUCAUGGUGGCGCAGGCACCACUGCGGCAGGUUUGAGAUUUGGGAAGCCGACAAUGAUUGUCCCUUUCUUUGGUGACCAGCCAUUCUGGAGUGCUAUGAUUGCUCGGGCCGGGGCUGGUGCAAAACAAGCCCUACCCUUGAAAAGGCUCGAUAGUGACAAGUUUGCGCAAGGCAUUCGAGAGUGUCUUGAGCCUGAAGCUCGAGCAAAGGCUGAAGAGAUCGCUAAAGGUAUUCAGGAGGAAGGCGAUGGAGCGGAGAAUGCAGUAGACUCUUUCCAUCGGGCAUUGCCGCUGGAUGGUCCUCAUUCGAUGCGUUGCGACAUAAUGCCGGGCCGCGUUGCUGUCUGGAAGACGAAGCACACAUCGAUCCGAUUGUCGCCUCUUGCGGCAGAUUUGUUGGUGGAGAAUCAGGAGCUUCUAUAUUCGGAUCUGCAUUUGCAGAAGAUUCGUGAAUGGAAUGAUUUUCAAGGGCCUGGCGAACCUAUUACUGGUGCUGGUGGUGCAAUUGUGCAGGCAUUUCAAGAAGCAUUGCAUGGCUUAAGCGACAUGCACGAAGAGGCCAAGAAAGAUCUCAAAAGAUAUGAACGACAUAUACGAAAGCACAAAGGAAAGUCGGCCAUUGAUGGAUUGAUCCUGCCCGGGAAAAUUGCCUACGCAGCUAGAGGAACCAGUGUGGAGGAACAAAGACAGGAGCAUACCAGGAUAAAGCGAAACCUGAACCUUCGGGGAAAUGCAGAGCCUCUCCGAUUCCCAGUUGUCCUUUCGUCGCGGGGCUCGGAUGAGUCUAAUGGUUUGAGCCGGUCCACAACACGCUCGUCUAUGGGAGGCUCGUCGCAUGCGGUUGUUCUGAUCAAACACAUCGGCGAAGGCAUUGGGCAAUCGACCCAUGCGAUAUUGGCAUUACCGUUUAGAAUGUUGAAUGCGACGGCUCUUGGAUUCCACAACGCACCCAGACUGUACGGAGACAAGACGGUGCGACCAGCGCCAAACAAAAGGAUCACAGGUUUGCGAAGUGGUAUGAAGGUUGCUCUCACCGAAUGCUGGUUCGGGACAUAUGAUGGUGUCACAGGACUGGUGCGUCUGCCGCAGUUGGAGGUUCGCGAAACAGGCUGGAAGGGGCUUCCCAAGGGCGUGGCCAAAGGCUUUGGCGGCCUGGUUUUAAAACCGAUUGCCGGGUCCCUUGGCUUGGGUGCGUAUACGUUCAAAGGGAUUCGUCAGGGAGCAAGGAAACGCAUACUCGAUACUGAGAAAACGGAUCGAUGGAUCCGUAGAGCACGGAUUGCACAGGGACAAAGAGAUGCAGCCAUUUUGAGAAACCAGAAAACUAUGAAUGCUACUGGACCAACGUACGAGUAUUCAGCACGACAGGCUGAGAUUGAUGAGCUUCGUGAUCAAGCUUUGCGAAAAUGGACUACAUAUGAGAAAGACAAGGUGAGUGAAGGGAGGGAAAAGGAGAAUCGAAGGGGUGUGAAGUUGGGUAUACACGUGGGGAUGGGAACGGGUCUUCGGGCUAGUUCAGGUGCUCAAAGUAAAGGUGUGGUGAAGAAGAAGAAGAAGACGACGACGAACAACGACAGCAACAAGAUACCCCGGUCAAAAACAACAUGA
This is a messenger RNA of Exophiala spinifera, 3378 nucleotides long. RefSeq lists its product as uncharacterized. Gene Ontology annotation, biological process: carbohydrate metabolic process. Gene Ontology annotation, molecular function: hexosyltransferase activity; UDP-glycosyltransferase activity. The record is from RefSeq and is a predicted model, not a curated record. The transcript has a single exon. Lineage: Eukaryota; Fungi; Ascomycota; Eurotiomycetes; Chaetothyriales; Herpotrichiellaceae. The coding region runs from base 1 to 3378 and encodes 1125 amino acids.